Molecule: messenger RNA, 1462 nt
Organism: Passer domesticus (house sparrow)
Lineage: Eukaryota; Metazoa; Chordata; Aves; Passeriformes; Passeridae
Product: serine/threonine-protein kinase PAK 3-like
Exons: 10
Coding region: 179-1462 (427 amino acids)
Biological process (GO): protein phosphorylation
Molecular function (GO): ATP binding; protein kinase activity
Source: RefSeq, a predicted model, not a curated record
AUUGGAAGCAGAGGUGGGUAGGGAAGCAGAAAGAAGUGACUGAAUAGAUGUGCUUUUGAGGCAGCAAGAGGAAAAAGCUGAGCCUGAUGGCAGCUCCCAGUCACUUGCUGUGCAUUUGUGUGUAUAGAACAUCAAGUCAGAGCCCCAAGCAGAGCUGCCCGAAGCUCAGAGUGCCAUCAUGGCAGUGGAGAGGAGGAAGAAGGAAGACAUGAGAAGAAUUCAAGAGGAGAUUCAUCUCCAUCAGCACAGGGGCAAUCAACAAAAACAUGUAAGUGAAAGAGUGGCAGCCACUCCACCCAUGAAACAGCGUGUUUAUUCUUGGUUACAGACCAUCAAGGAAGAUGUGCAGGCGGAGCUGCAGGAAUCUGAGGAUAGGAACAAGGAAAGGGUGAGGAGGCUGGAGGAAGAAAUGAAAAUCAUCAGAGAGAAACUUAACCGCCUCCCUUGGGCUCUACAAAAGCAAGUGACAAAAGUAACAGCCAUCUCUCCCCUGGCUCCCUCUGCUCCUGGAGAAGACGCCAAAAAGGAGCAAAAUGAGCAGGAUAACCACAUGCGCCCAGCCGUGGUCACAGCCCAGCCUGAUCAUCCCAAGAGAGUGACGAAAGGAACAGCCGUCUCUCCCAUGGCUCCCUCUGCUCCCGGAGAAGAAGGCAAAGAGAAGCAAAGGGAGCGAGAGAAGCAGAAGCAGCCCUCUGUUUUGACAGCCCAGGCUGCUCCUUGCAAGAGAAACAUUUACAAACAGAUGCCGGCAGAGCUGCAGGAAACUGAGGCUAGGAACAGGGCAAGGAAGAAGAGGCCAGAAGAAAUUCUUGAAAUCAUCAUAAAGAAAUUUAAACUCCUCCUUCAGGAGAAAAUGGCUCUAGAUGCGAAAGUGCAUGUGUUGACAUCCUACCUGGAAGCCUUUGAAGAGUUCCAGCAAAUGACAGGAGACCAAGAGACCCAAGACUGGAGUGAGGCCCAGGAACCAAACCAACCAGAGAUGCUGCAGGAUAAGCACAUCCCCAGGAUGGUGCAGGAAAAGACAAAUCAAGACCGGGAGAUCUGCAGUGGCCUUCUCACUGAAGCAGCUGCUUCAGCAGCAGCAGCAGCAGCACCAUCCCAAGGAGCCUUUGCUCUCCAGCUGGAGAAGUGGAGCUGGGGCACUUGGUUCACCUCCUGCGCUGACCCAGCUGCCGCUCAGCAACAGCGGAUCGAGGAUGACUCCCUGCAGCAAUGGAGGAGAAUGGUGAAGAUGGAAAAUCCCAUGAUGAAAUACACUAAUCUGGAAUAUAUUGGCAGUGGGACUUUUGGAGAUGUUUGUAAAGCACUCGACACUGCCACAGGAGGAGAGGUGGCCAUAAAGAAAAUAAAUCUUCAAGAACUGAUCAGAAGGGAAGUAACCUUUAAGGAACUCAUGGUCAUGAAAAUUAAUAAGCACCUAAACGUUUUGAAUUAUUUAAAGAGUGCAUGCCAGGAAGACUAG